Messenger RNA from Peronospora belbahrii, 1530 nucleotides. NCBI's taxonomy places the organism in Eukaryota, Oomycota, Peronosporomycetes, Peronosporales, Peronosporaceae. The record is from the annotation of a GenBank genome assembly.
AUGAGCACCACCCAACGAUUCGCCCGACGCAAGUCUGUGGACUCGUCCACUGCCGACUUCCAAGCUGCACACAAGACUGCACCAUUCUCCAGUAAACACCCCAAGGGUUUCGGUGAGAUGGUGCUAGUUGAUGGUGUUAGCAUUACACAAACGUACCUCUUGCCGGUGCCACACUUGCGCCAGUGGCUGCCAGAGAAGGAUAUGCAGGUCUGCAACCGCCGCAAGCUCGAUACGCUGGCUGAAGACUCGGUCGAGCGAAAGAGUACAUACAAUAAGAUCAUGGGCGAGUCCGACGUGAUUCUGGGCGACAUCCGCCGCAAUGAUAGACAGGCUGCCGUUUCGCGUGCCUACUUGCGUGCCGGUCCUCGUGGAACUACAUAUUUUGACCCGUCCACGGUCAAGGCUGCCGUCGUGACCUGUGGUGGACUAUGUCCCGGCCUGAACAAUGUAGUGCGCGACAUCACCCUUGCUCUGUGGAACCUGUACGGCGUGCGUGAGAUCUAUGGUAUCCGCAUGGGCUUUGCUGGCUUUCACAACUGGAAAUCACUAGACCAGAAGGAGGCUCCUAUCAUGCUUACUCCCAAGUCUGUGGCUAACAUUCAUCACCACGGUGGCACUAUUCUUGGUUCCAACCGUGGAGGCUUCGACGAGGACAAGAUUAUUAAUUUUCUCACCACCUAUGACAUCUCACAGCUGUACGUGAUUGGUGGCGAUGGGACUCAUCGUGCUGCAAACAAGAUUUCGGAGGAGUGUCGUCGCCGCAAGCUGGCGAUCGCGGUCGCCGGUGUACCCAAGACCAUCGAUAACGACGUGGACCUUCUCGACCGCAGCUUCGGCUUCAACACAGCUGUCGAAGAAGCUCAACACGCAAUUCGUUCGGCUGGCACGGAGGCUCGUUGCGUGCCCAACGGUAUCGGUGUCGUCAAGCUAAUGGGACGUAGCGCCGGUUUUAUUGCUGCUCACGCGUCGCUUUCUAGCGGCGAUGUCAACCUGUGUCUGAUCCCAGAGAUUCCAAUUGAACUUGACGGCCCUCGCAGCUGCUUGGACCACCUCGAGCAUGUUGUGGAGGAGCAAGGCCACGGUGUGGUCGUUGUCGCUGAGGGCGCCGGUGAAGAGCUACUGGGCACUUCGGUUGAAGCCGAUGCUGGUGGCAAUAAGAAGCUGCCGCCUAUCGGCGCUUUCAUGAAGGAUCGGAUCCAGGAGCAUUUUGCCAAGAAGGGCAAGGAAUGUACUGUCAAGUACAUUGAUCCCUCGUACAUGAUCCGUUCAGUAUCCGCCAACGCCGCUGACAGUCUAUACUGCAUGCUCCUGGGCCAGAAUGCUGUGCAUGGUGCCAUGGCCGGUUACACUGGUUUUACAGUUGGUCUUAGUGCCAACCGUGUCGUAUACUUCCCCAUCGAGGCCAUUACGCGCAAUUCGCCGCGCUGCAUGGAUCCCUUUGGUCGCACGUGGGAGCGCGUGCUAUGUUUGACGCGUCAGCCGAACACUGCUCGCGAGGGAAGCAUUAAGGGCGCCAAGUCGUCAGAUUGA